This is a messenger RNA of Lobosporangium transversale, 1161 nucleotides long. RefSeq names its product peptidase M24, structural domain-containing protein. The transcript has 5 exons. Gene Ontology annotation, biological process: proteolysis. Gene Ontology annotation, molecular function: metalloaminopeptidase activity. NCBI's taxonomy places the organism in Eukaryota, Fungi, Mortierellomycota, Mortierellomycetes, Mortierellales, Mortierellaceae. The record is from RefSeq and is a predicted model, not a curated record. The coding region runs from base 1 to 1161 and encodes 386 amino acids.
AUGUGUCUUUGUUUAGGUGGGGCAAAGAAAAAGAAGAAGAAAAAGAAUAACAAGAAGAAGAAGAGAGUUGUCCAGACCGAGCCUCCAACUAUCCCUAUCUCUGCUUUUUUCCCAAACAAGAUCUAUCCAGAGGGAGAACUCUGUGAAUACAAGGAUGACAAUCUAUGGAGAACAACAAAUGAGGAGAAACGUGCACUUGAGAAACAAAACUUUGAUCAGUACAACGAUAUCCGUCGGGCUGCGGAGGUGCAUCGUCAGGUCCGAAAGUAUGCACGUCGAAACAUCAAACCUGGCAUGACCAUGACCGAGAUUUGUGAGAUGAUUGAAAAUGGUACGAGGACGUUAGUGGAGGCCAAAGGGUUCGAGUCUGGCAUUGGAUUCCCCACGGGCUGUUCUUUGAACCACUGUGCUGCUCAUUAUACACCCAAUGCUGGAGAUAAAACCGUGUUACAACAUGGUGAUGUCUGCAAGAUUGACUUUGGUGUUCAUGUCAACGGAAGAAUCAUCGAUUCCGCAUUUACACUCACGUUUGAUCCAGUAUAUGACAAUCUGUUGGCGGCUGUCAAGGAUGCCACCAAUACAGGCAUCAGAGAGGCAGGAAUUGACGUCAGACUAGGAGACAUUGGUGCAGCUAUUCAAGAGGUCAUGGAAUCAUAUGAGGUUGAGAUCGGAGGGAAGACUUACCAAGUUAAGCCUAUUCGUAAUUUGACUGGGCAUUCCAUUGAGCAAUACAAGAUCCAUGGAACAAAAGCUGUGCCAAUUGUUAACAACGGCGACCCUACAAAGAUGGAAGAAGGCGAUUACUUUGCGAUCGAGACAUUCGGAAGCACGGGACGUGGCUAUGUGCACCACGACAAGGAAACCAGCCAUUAUGCUCGUGUUUAUGAUCUUCCCAAGAUCCCUAUUCGUCUUCCUAGAGCCAAGACGCUGUUCGAGACCAUUAAUCGUGAGUUUGGCACAUUACCGUUCUGUAGACGAUACUUGGAUCGUUUGGGCGAAGAAAAGUACUUGUUGGCACUUAAGAGUCUGUGUGAUACGGGACAUGUUGCAGAUUAUCCGCCUUUAGUUGAUAUCAAAGGAUCAUAUACAGCGCAGUAUGAGCACACAUUAGUCCUUCGGCCCACUCGCAAGGAGGUGCUGAGUCGUGGCGACGAUUAUUAA